This is a messenger RNA of Drosophila mojavensis, 1417 nucleotides long. RefSeq names its product N-alpha-acetyltransferase 20 (gene Naa20A). Gene Ontology annotation, cellular component: NatB complex. Gene Ontology annotation, biological process: N-terminal peptidyl-methionine acetylation. Bases 259 to 786 code for a protein of 175 amino acids. The record is from RefSeq and is a predicted model, not a curated record. Gene Ontology annotation, molecular function: protein-N-terminal amino-acid acetyltransferase activity. The transcript is spliced from 6 exons. NCBI's taxonomy places the organism in Eukaryota, Metazoa, Arthropoda, Insecta, Diptera, Drosophilidae.
UCAGUUUAUACCCAGCAGUUUUAUUUUCAUAACUCAUCAAAUAUUCACAUUUUUAUAUCUAUAUAGUAAAUAGUUUAGCUUAUAAAACCCCGAUCAGUUGGAGGGAGCCAAAUGUGUAACACUGAUACACUAUCGAUAGCCGGCAAAUUGUUCACCUAGUAUAAUCGAUAGACAAUAACCCACCAAAUAAUAUAGAAUAUAUAUAGACAGCUCCGAAUCAAACACAAAAUAGACUAAUUUAUUACAAAACUAUUAACUAUGACUACGCUGCGACCAUUUACCUGUGAUGAUCUAUUCAAAUACAAUAAUGUGAAUUUCGAUCCGCUGACAGAAACAUACGGUCUCUCAUUUUAUACACAAUAUUUGGCCAAAUGGCCGGAAUACUUUCAGCUAGCUGAAUCGCCCAGUGGACACAUAAUGGGUUAUAUUAUGGGCAAGGUUGAGGGACAUAUGGACAAUUGGCAUGGACAUGUAACGGCCCUAACCGUUUCGCCCGAUUACCGGCGAUUGGGUCUGGCAGGGCUGCUAAUGAAUUUUCUAGAGGAUAUAUCAGAGAAAAAACGCGCCUACUUCGUGGAUCUUUUUGUGCGUAAAAGCAAUAAAGUGGCCAUAAAUAUGUAUACAAAUUUAGGCUAUAUUAUAUACCGUACGAUACUAGAGUAUUACUCGGGUGAUCAGGAUGAGGAUGCGUAUGAUAUGCGAAAAGCACUGUCGCGAGAUGUGUAUAAGAAAUCGGUUAUACCUUAUACGCAACCUGUACGAUUGGAAGAUAUAGAUAUGAAUUGAUAUCCACCCACUGCCCGCAUUCGCAUUUAUGUUUAACUCUUAUACUGAUUCAUCGAUCAAUUGCAUUUCGCCUACAAAUUUCUAGUUCAACAAUGACAACUAAUAGAAAAUCAAACAAAUUGUAUCUAAUCUGAAGUUAUAAGUCCCCACAAAACAAUUUGCUAACUAUCCAAAAUGAAAAACAAAAACAAAAAGCAAACCUCAAAAUUGAAACUCCCCAAAAAUUCCCAGUUGGAUUACAACACAUUUUGCAAUCCAUAAUUGUGUCAAUAAUAUUCCUUAAACGCAUAUAUAUACAUAAUUUUACAUGAUUUUGUUAUCAGUAAAUAAGACUUCUUAAUGCCGAUUACAUAACUAUUACAAAACGAAUGUUCUCACUGAAACUUCAAGUAUUCUAAUCUGAUCAAUGAAAACUUUUUGUCAAUCAAUCAAUUCUUGCAGAUGACAAUGCGUGAGCUGCGCCACCAAAUGCGGCAUGAGGCCAAAUGCGAAUAACGGAACAUUUUCUCCACUUGCAAGAGAAGGAAGCCAAUUAAUUUUUAAAAAUCAUUUUUUUAUUAUCAAUAUCAAUUUAUAGGUCAAACUUAUCAAAUUUUUAGUUUCUCAAUAUGCAAUCUUUUAAAAUACCGUA